Molecule: messenger RNA, 2120 nt
Organism: Asterias rubens (European starfish)
Lineage: Eukaryota; Metazoa; Echinodermata; Asteroidea; Forcipulatida; Asteriidae
Product: 3-oxoacyl-[acyl-carrier-protein] reductase FabG-like
Exons: 9
Coding region: 49-828 (259 amino acids)
Molecular function (GO): oxidoreductase activity
Source: RefSeq, a predicted model, not a curated record
AACAGCGCCACCAACGGUUCUGUCAUUGCAGCAGUUUUUUAAUUCAAGAUGGCGGCGCCCAUGUCACUUGCUGGAAAAGUUGCGAUAGUUACAGGUGCAAGUUCUGGGAUAGGAUGGGCAACCAGUGUGUUAUUUGCAAAGCUUGGUGCGAAGUUAUCAGUAGCUGGCAGAAAUGAAUCAAAUCUUGACAAAGUCGCAAAACUCUGUCAGGAAAAUGGCUCAGAGACAUUGGUGGUUGUUGGUGAUGUCACUAAAGAAGACGAUAACAAGAACCUGAUUGAGAAGACUGUGCAGAAAUUUGGCAAAUUGGACAUUCUGGUGAACUGUGCUGGAAUUAUAUCUCUUGGUACGAUUGAAACAACAAGCAUGGAAGCUUAUGACUCAAUGAUGAAUGCAAACGUAAGGGCUGUGUUUCAUCUGACAUCCCUCGCUGUUCCACAUCUUGUCAAAACUAAAGGCAAUGUGGUCAAUGUUUCAAGUGUCAAUGGAUUACGUGCAUUUCCUGGUGUUCUUGCUUACUGUAUGUCAAAGGCUGCCUUGGACCAAUUCACAAAGGUAACAGCUUUGGAAUUAGCUUCUCAAGGUGUUAGAGUGAAUUCAGUCAAUCCGGGAGUAAUUGUCACAAAUUUACAGAAACGAGGAGGUCUUGAUGAUGAGGCGUAUGCCAAGUUAUUGGAACGCAGUAAGACAACUCAUGCCUUAGGUCGACCCGGAGAGCCUGAUGAAGCAGCUAAUGCUAUUGCGUUCCUGGCUUCUGAUGCAUCUACAUUCAUUACUGGUGCAAACCUACCAGUAGACGGAGGCAGGCAUGCUAUGUCUCCACGCUAGAUAAAUAGAAGAAACUCCCCAUUGCACAUUGCCAUGUCUCCUCGCUAGAUAAACACAAGAAACUCUCUAAGCAGCCAGCCCAGAAGCAAUGUUUAAUCUUGUUAUAAGAUAAGAAAAACCUACCAGAUGGACGUACGCAGCAUGCUAUGUCUCCUGAAUGCCUUGCAUCGUCCCCCAUAGCUGAUAAAUAGUGCACAUGUGAAGAGUUUAUUGGCUGGGAGCAUGGGCAGCUUGUACACACUGCACAUUUCCAUUGUUUGUCAUCAAAGAUGGCGGCCUAUACAAUGGGUCUAUUCUUCCUCCAUGCUUAGAUGAAGUUUGAUGUGGAUGGAGGCAUACCUGUUUAUAAUGCUGAUAAUCAAAACAUUUCUGUAUUCCUUACAGAGUAGAAGCCUUUGUUCUAAUGUACCGGUACCAUUCUGUUAAUAUUGUCAGUAAUAUUGUUGUAGUAUAUUUGUGUCCCGUUUGUCAAGCUGUGUGCCAAGCUGUAGGCUUUACAUGUCAGGCUACUGAGUGCAACACAAACAGUGCACUUUACCAUGACUGUAACACCAAGUAUUCUAAACUACAUUAGGACAAAUUAUUAUGUUAUUUGUUCUACAUACACACUUCCUUUAGGGUGCAUAGUCAUAGCAUCUGUGUGCUAACAACAUACAUGCUUUACUAGAUAAUGCAGAGACUUAUAAUAUGAAAACGUCAGGAAUGAAAAUAGCAAAGGUGUGGGUUGAGACGUUGUUCCAGAUAAAAACUUAUUUAAUUUCUAAAUGAAAUCUGAACUAUACUACAAAAUGUUGACCUUGAAUUGCCACCUAGUUUUGUAUUGCCUAUUAUUUGAUUAUUUACAUAUCUUUGCCUCUACUUGUUCUUUAAAAAAAGUAUAUUUUAAAAUUAUUCUAUCGAUGCUGUUUGUCAGCGCAGCAACGUUCCGACAACAGUAUUCAUGUAAAUCAUUAUAGUACUUAAUUUGAGCUUGAAUUAUGGAUCGGAUCAUCACAGUUUCACUAGGUUCAAUAUAUGCAAGUCACGGUUGAAUCAUGCAUGAGAACUAGAAGUGAGCCCUCUAUUGAUUAAUCAUGUAUCAACGAGUACAGGACUGUAGUCAAAACCAAUCAAUGUAAUAACUUCAACUUUCAGACGUAAGCUUGAGCUACACAGAAUUUGUGCUACUGCAGUCACCAUUGGCAUAUUCUAUUUUUGCAUCAAAUUUAAUUUGUUUUAUGCAUGUUUCCUACUAAUGUUGUAUUUGAAUAAUAUUUGAAGUGAUUAUAAUCUAUAUAAAUAAUGACAUUUAA